AAACUUUACCCGGGGUAACAGCCGAGGCGCUUUACGGCGGCGGCGACUGGGUGAGAUCCUUGGCGGCGGCGGUGGAGGCGGCCGCGGCGGUGAAGGAGGCGGCGGCGGCGGUGGCUGAGGAAGAGGAGUGGCGGCAGCGGCGGGGACCGGUGCGGGGAUGGCGGAGGUACCGCCUGGGCCUAGCAGCCUCCUCCCACCACCAGCACCUCCGGGCCCGGCGGCGGCCGAGCCCCGUUGCCCCUUCCCGGCGGGGGCCGCCGUCGCCUGCUGCAGCGAGGAGGAGGAGGACGACGAGGAGCACGAAGGCGGCGGCAGGAGCCCGGCGAGCGGCGAGGCGACCGCGGCGACCCAGGGGCAUCGGUGCCUCCGCUGCCCGCAGCCGUCGCAGGAGCAGCCGCAGCUCAACGGAUUGAUCAGCCCCGAACUGCGACACCUCCGGGCAGCCGCCUCGCUCAAGAGCAAGGUCCUGAGUGCAGCAGCGGAGGCGGCCGCCGCCACGGCCACCCCCGACGGGGCCCCCAAAGCGACUGCCACAAAAGGAGCCGGGGUACACUCGGGCGAGAGACCCCCUCACCCCCUUCCUAAUAAUGCAAGGACUGCGCUCUCCAGCCCAGCAGAGGCGGCGGCCAGCGACCCCGCGGCGGCCCGCAAUGGACUGGCCGAGGGCACUGAGCCCGAGGAGUUGGAGGAGGAGGAGGAGGACGAGCAGGUGCGGCUGCUGUCUUCGUCCCUGACCGCCGGCUGCAGUUUAAGAAGCCCCUCGGGCAGGGAGGUCGAGCCUGGGGAGGAUCGGACGAUACGAUAUGUCCGAUAUGAAUCCGAGCUCCAAAUGCCUGAUAUCAUGAGACUGAUCACCAAAGAUCUGUCUGAACCCUACUCCAUUUAUACCUAUAGAUAUUUUAUCCACAACUGGCCACAGCUGUGCUUCUUGGCCAUGGUAGGGGAGGAGUGUGUAGGUGCCAUCGUUUGCAAGUUGGAUAUGCACAAAAAGAUGUUCCGCAGAGGUUAUAUAGCCAUGUUAGCCGUGGAUUCCAAAUACAGGAGAAAUGGCAUUGGUACUAACUUGGUUAAGAAAGCUAUAUAUGCCAUGGUUGAAGGUGACUGUGAUGAGGUUGUUUUGGAAACAGAAAUAACAAAUAAGUCUGCAUUGAAACUUUAUGAAAAUCUUGGUUUUGUUCGAGAUAAGAGGCUGUUCAGAUACUAUUUAAAUGGAGUUGAUGCACUGCGACUUAAACUGUGGCUGCGUUGAGAAACUGCCUUCAAGAACAACUUCCAGCCACACAGAAUUGACCUUUGCAUGCAAUGCAAUUUGUACAGAAUUGCUUUGCAGGUGGAUUUAGUAAUUUCCAUGCAGCUCUUAUCUGUCAGUGUCUCAUUGAGUGUCGCACAAUAUUUGUUGCACUUUGGCAUGGCGCAUUUGUUCUGAAUUAAAAGAGAUUGUUUUAAACUUCAAGAGUUCUUUUGGUACCAACAAGAUGUGCCAGUUGAAUAGCCAAGAUUUGUUCAUUUGCAAAGUCUACUGACAAUGUUAUUUGCAUAGUGAUCAUUUUAUCACAGAACCAGUAAGUAGAACAUAAUUUUUGUUCCUUACAAAAAGCCAAUGUAGAGUGUAAAAAUCUCUUUAAGUAUACUAACAUUUCACACAAAACCUGCUGUAGUUUUCUGAAAGGGGUGAGGGAAAAGCUUUCAACUUUAGGUUUUAUUUUUUCAAAAUUAAAAUUUCCAUUCUUAAAUAUUGGUACCUCAGUGAUUAGUGAAUGAAAAAAUGUAGGGUGGGCUAUGUCUUACAAGUGAAGAUAACAAUUAAAUUGCGUCUGUCAGUGCCUGUGUAGAUAAGUAUUUUUGUCUUCAUCUCUUAGUUUUUCAAAUGCAUGUUGUUUUUUCCUUUAAGGCCUUUGCAAGCAAACUUUUGUUUUUAUUUAAAUUCUAAAUUUGAUAAUAAAUUAUUUCAGAUUUUUAUUAUUUGGAUACUUUUUCCAGGUGAGUGACAGAGUGGUUUACUUUAGAAGUCCCUUCUUUCCUUACAGUAAGAAAUUGAAUCUACUUGGAAAAUCUGAGAAAUGUCUCAAAAGGGAUAAGAAAAGUUGAUGGAGCCGGGAAUUGCUGGGUUUUGGAUGCACUUUUUUUUUUUUUUAGAGUGGGGAAUUUUGGGAAAAGAAUAGAAAAUUAGUGUAAAUUGGUAUGAUUUUAUUUAAUCAAAAUUAUUGCUAAGCUGUGAAGAACAGCUUCAAUAAAGUAGCUGGAAUUUUUUUUUUCCCACUUGAUUUGGAGUCACAUUUUUGCUUCCAUUUCUUAAAAUGCUUCAUUUUUAGUUCUUAAUCUUGGAAAUAGAUUUCAAGGUGCAAGUAUCCAUUUUAAGCUGCUUUUAUUUUCUUUUCACUUGUAUGAUCAGAUUCUUAUGGAAACUUUGCUUUGUUCAUCCAGAAAAACAAAAGGGAGAAAUGAAAAUCUUUUUAAUGAGUUCUUGGGGUUUUCUGAACAGCCAAUGUGUUCUGGCUAAUCAGUGCAGUAUAACAAUUUUUAAAGUUAAUUGCUUUCCAUUGAGUCAGUAAACCUGUAGUGGAUAAUUAAUUUAACUGGAAAACCUAGGUUCCCAUAAGAAAAAAAAAUUCAUUCUCUGAAAAAUGUUUUGUAGGAAUCUGUGCUGUUGUUAUUUUUCAUUUAAAUAUGCUUUACUUCUGCUCUAGGAUUUGGUUUGAAGUUAAUGGCUGUAAUUACUGUAUUUUUAAAAAACCCUACCUCCAUUAGCAGUUGGUAAAGGCCCCUUUUCAGGAAAGUUGGUUACUUUUUAUUUUUUUAAAGGAAAGCUGCUCUUUGCUCAGUAUAGUGUUUUGAAAGUGAACAUGGUAACAAGUACUUCUAAAACACAGAUGCACAAUUUAUAUUUGAUGAAAAUAAAACUUCCUGCUGGUGGGAUCAUUUAUAAUUUCUUAUUUUUAGGAAAACACUCGCCUUUCAUUUUAUAUUGCUCUUUAAAGUUUAAUGGGCAGAACACUGGGUAUAUUAAAAAGCCCACAUAGUACUCAGCUCUUCAGCUGACCAUUUUGAGACUGUUUUUGGUCCCACUUCAUUUGGGCUGUAGCAUUUAGAAGAAUGCCAGUCAUAGUGAUGCUUUUAUUAUUUUUAAUAUGAAGGAACCUAGCUAAAACACUGUCCUUAUAUCAGGUUUUAUUUCACCCCUUUAUAUUUGACUUGCUGGUUCAUAGGUAAUAAUUGUUUAUGAACAUAAAUUUGCUUGACUCACUAAAUGGGGACAGUCGUAAGUAGAUACAUGCUAGAUUAUCUGUUCAGCCAUUUUUAUGUUUUUGGUGGGUUGUCAAUGAAACCAUCACUACUGACCCUUAACCCUAAAAUUGCUGAGUUAAUUGAACUGAUUGUCUGGGCUUUUGUAAACGUGACCUUAACUAUGUUACUAAAAAAUGGAAUCAUUGCCAUAUUGUUGAACUGUUUUAUGUUAUCAGUGUCUAAUUGGGUGUGCAAAAAUUGUUUACCUAAAGUUUCGACGGUAGCAUGUUAACCUGCUACCAAAACUAAAAGUCUCCAAGUUGAAAUAACAUCAAACAUUAAUUUACUUUGAUAUUAGGCUCUCAUUUUUCUUAUCUCAGCUUAAAAUAGUCUUGUUUAUAAUUGACAGUGGGUUCACUUGGCUAAAACUGAGCAAAACUGGUGCAACUUUCUUUUAUUGGGGUGCUGCCUCUUUAAAACUGACUGUACUAUCCACUGACACUGGUUUGGCAGGUGAUACUGCUGAACAUUUUAAUACAUGCUACAAUGAAGCUAUAUAUGUUAGUAUUGAAGCUAACGGGUAUACUACCAGUUUUGAUUGUGGACUGACUUUAAUUUCCCUUACACUGGGAUGAAACUACUUACUCUGUAGAAGUCCACAGAUCUGAAACCACACAGUAGUUUUUGAAGUUUAAGCCAGCAAAAUAAAAAAGAAAAAAAAUUAAAACUAUUAAAAUUGGUUUUAAUACUUUCUGCCUCUCUUCUCCGAAUUACCCUUCCCACUUGCUUGACAAAUCUAUGUAAAGGGGUUUGUUUGUCAUGUUUUAACUUUACCUUGCCCUGUGUUACGGUAUUGGCUGAUGUGUAUAAGACUGGAUGUGUAUAUUUAUUAUGGUGUCUACAAAUCAUGAAGUUCAUCACUUUCCAGGCGCAUAGAUCAAAUCAAAUCAAAUUGCUAGUCAUCAGAGUUGCUUUUCAGUGCACCUUGACAUCACUGAAACGAGUGCUAUGAAAUUACAGGGCUUUCAGGUUUGUAAAAAACAUAACCAUAAAUUAUAUUGACGUCAGAUAUGAGUUGAGUAUCUAUAAAAUAUUACGUGUAUCUCAAAAUAUUGGACUGCUGUUUGGUGACUGGAUAUUGCUGCAUAAUUUUCUCCUAUUGUCCCAUAUCCUUUUGGAGAGAGCGAUUUAAUGGGAUUUGAAAUGUGCAAGCUGUCUAAGAUACAGUCAAAUAAAGUAUGGUUAAGUUGUG
Messenger RNA from Castor canadensis (American beaver), 4477 nucleotides. It is a transcript of the gene Naa30, whose product is annotated as N-alpha-acetyltransferase 30, NatC catalytic subunit. Lineage: Eukaryota; Metazoa; Chordata; Mammalia; Rodentia; Castoridae. The record is from RefSeq and is a predicted model, not a curated record. Gene Ontology annotation, biological process: N-terminal peptidyl-methionine acetylation. Gene Ontology annotation, cellular component: NatC complex. Gene Ontology annotation, molecular function: protein-N-terminal amino-acid acetyltransferase activity.